AUGCAGUUACGCAUUUAUAUCCUAGCCUGUCUCCUAUUAAAGGGGCUGGCUCGAGCCGAAGAAGUCGAGAUUGUGGAAGCGAUUCCGGGAGAAGAUAAUCGAAACGAAAAUUCAGCACUGAAUCAUCAAGAUAACGAGUUAAUUAAUUCCGAUCAAUUAGCAUUGGAUUCCAUAGCGGAUAAGGAUGCGGGGGGGAACCAUUACAAAUCGGGUGGCCUUCGAGGUCAUCCUCUAUUACCGCCGGGUCGAGGUGCAUUAAGUUUACCGCGUCCGCAUCAUAAUGUCGCUUAUCACGGUCCACCGCCGCCAUUACCGCCUACUAAAGCGCAAUCGGAAGCUAUGGACAAAAUCUAUACCACUGGCGGCGGAGUCAGUACCGCGGUUGGCGUCGAACCUUGGCCAGCGCCAACGCCUGAUAUGCCGAAGAUCGUCUCGCUGGACGUGAAAUGCGAAAAGAGUCUGAUGAAGGUUUAUCUGGGUUUCGAUAAGCCAUUCUACGGCAUAGUCUUUAGUAAAGGCCACUACAGCAACAUUAAUUGUGUACACCUGCCCGCGGGACUUGGUCGCACGUCCGUCAACUUCGAAAUCAGUAUACACGCGUGCGGCACGGCCGGCAAUACGGAGAAUGGACUGUACGGCUACGGCGCCGAGUCCGGAUCCGGGACGUUCUUCGAAAACAUCAUAGUGGUGCAAUACGAUCCUCAAGUGCAGGAGGUCUGGGAUCAGGCGCGCAAACUGCGUUGCACUUGGCACGAUCUGUACGAGAAGUCCGUCACUUUCCGUCCGUUUCCUGUGGACAUGCUGGACGUGGUUCGCGCGGAUUUCGCUGGCGACAAUGUCGGAUGCUGGAUGCAGAUACAAGUUGGCAAGGGACCGUGGGCUUCCGAGGUUUCGGGACUCGUCAAGAUCGGCCAGACCAUGACGAUGGUACUCGCGAUCAAGGAUGACGAUUCCAAGUUCGAUAUGCUCGUGAGAAAUUGCAUGGCUCACGAUGGCAAACGCGCGCCGAUACAACUGGUGGAUCAGCGGGGCUGUAUCACGCGACCUAAAUUGAUGUCCAGAUUCACGAAAAUCAAGAAUUUCGGCGCCUCGGCGUCAGUGCUGUCGUAUGCCCAUUUCCAGGCGUUCAAGUUCCCGGACUCUAUGGAGGUUCACUUCCAGUGCACCAUACAGAUAUGCCGGUACCAGUGUCCGGAACAGUGUUCGGAAUCGUUACCGCUUUUGGAGAGUCAGGGUCUUCUAGAGAACCACCAUCAUCAUUCCCCGACGAAUGAACAUCCUGACGUCGGAUACGGUCUUCCACCUCCGAUCCCGCUGCCGUUAGAGGCCUAUUUACAGGCAGCGGCUGGACGACCCAGAGACGAAAGGAGAAGGAAAUCCCGAGAGAUAGUGCACAAUCCCCAAAAAGCCGUUGGUGUGAAUCGAAUUAUUCGAGUUGUCUCGACCGGUGACCUGACCUUCUCCAUCGACGAGAACAAUAACAGCGAACUGAAUGGACCAACGAUGGUAUUCCCUCAACGUCACGAAAACACUGCCAGCUCGACCAUGAUCUGCAUGACUACUCCUGGAUUCGCGAUUACUCUCAUCGUACUACUCGCCAUUCUACUUUCCUCGUGUGUGUUGUCCGCUUACCUCUUUAUGCGUCUCAGGCCCUUCUCGACGAGGACCAGGAAAUCCACGGCGUUUUCCAACGUUGAACAGAACGGCGCGACGAAGAAAUCUUCGAGAAUAUGCUUCUACUCAUAG
This is a messenger RNA of Cyphomyrmex costatus, 1746 nucleotides long. It is a transcript of the gene dy, whose product is annotated as transmembrane protein dusky. Bases 1 to 1746 code for a protein of 581 amino acids. Lineage: Eukaryota; Metazoa; Arthropoda; Insecta; Hymenoptera; Formicidae. The transcript is spliced from 2 exons. The record is from RefSeq and is a predicted model, not a curated record.